Messenger RNA from Schistocerca serialis cubense, 1337 nucleotides. Its product is annotated as serine protease snake-like. Gene Ontology annotation, molecular function: serine-type endopeptidase activity. The record is from RefSeq and is a predicted model, not a curated record. Gene Ontology annotation, biological process: proteolysis. The transcript is spliced from 6 exons. The coding region runs from base 1 to 990 and encodes 329 amino acids. NCBI's taxonomy places the organism in Eukaryota, Metazoa, Arthropoda, Insecta, Orthoptera, Acrididae.
AUGGACCGGCGGUGUGCGCGCGCGGUCAAGCGCAGCCCGGCGGCGCAGCUGCUGCCCUUGACGGUGGCGCUUCUGCUGGCGACGGCUCCUGCCGCCGCGGACCCCGGAGACAAGAGCCAGGCCAAGUGCAAGGAGUACGCGAGGGCGGUCUUCGUGGAGUCGGAGGCCCCGGUGCUUCUGCCGCGCGCCCUGCCCACCAGGGAAAGCGUCUGCGGCAUCGUGGGGGUGCCGCUGAUCGUGGGCGGCGUCAAGACGGGGCCCCGAGAGUUCCCGCACAUGGCGGUGAUAGGCUACGGAGAUGAGGAGGAGAUUGACUGGAUGUGCGGCGGCUCCCUCAUCAGCGAGACGUAUAUCUUGACUGCUGCUCACUGCCUCAACAGCCAUGAGAAGGGCCCGGCGCGCUGGGCGCGACUGGGGGACGUGAACCUGGAGGGCAAGAACCGGGACGCGAACCCGCAGCAGGUGGCGGUGGCGGAGCGCGUGGCGCACCCGGGCUACAGGCCGCCCAGCCGCUACGACGACGUGGCGCUGCUGCGCCUCGACCACCCCGUCCACUUCGACGCGUACACGCGGCCCGCCUGCCUCCACGUGCAGCCCGACCUGCCCGCCGCCGUCGGCGUCGCCACCGGCUUCGGCAAGAUCGACUUCGCCAGCAAGACGACGAGUAAAGACCUGCUAAAGGUGCGGCUGCCGUUCAUCUCGUACGCCGACUGCGAGGCCGCCUUCAGCGCGGACAGGGGCAGCCGCAAGCUGCGGGACGGCAUCCGCGGGGACUCCAUGCUGUGCGCGGGCGACAUGAAGGGUGGCAAGGACACCUGCCAGGGCGACUCUGGCGGGCCGCUGCAGGUGCCGCUGCACGAGCCCUACUGCAUGUACGGCCUGGUGGGCGUGACGUCAUUCGGCAAGUUCUGCGGCUUCGAGAACUCGCCGGCCGUCUACUCGCGCGUCUCGCACUACGUGCCCUGGAUAGAGUCCAUCGUCUGGCCCUGAGCGCCGGCCGAGGCGCGCGCCACGGUGCAGGAUUCCAUCGUGACUUCUCUGAAAGUCACAUCGACGUACGUCAGAAGUAGCGUCGACUCUUUGUUUCUCAACUACAGUACAUGACUAGCAUAGCAGCGCAUUAUAACUACCAUUAAAUGGCGUAGCAUAUUGUGCUAAACGAGGAAUAUAACUAGUUGUUUUAAUGUAAACAAUGUUGUCCUUUGAGCAAGAGUGUAGUGUAAUGAAAUAAAUAUCAAGAAAUGUAGCUAAGGCUUUAAUUCUAGUACAGAUUAUAUUUCUACAGUAACGCAGCUUAAUGAAUCAUUUUCCGAUGUAUUUUCUCUGUUGAAACCAAU